AUGGCUAACAUACACAAUGUGACUGAAUUCAUUUUUCUGGGACUUUCUUCUAAUCAAGAGGUGCAGAGAGUUUGCUUUGUGAUAUUUCUGCUCUUGUACACAGCAAUUGUGCUGGGGAAUUUCCUCAUUGUUCUCACUGUCCUGACCAGCAGAAGUCUUGGUUCUCCCAUGUACUUCUUCCUUAGCUAUCUGUCCUUUGUGGAGAUCUGCUACUCCUCCACUAUAGCCCCGAAACUCAUCUCGGAUCUGCUGGCUGAAAGGAAAGCCAUAUCUUUGUGGGGCUGCAUGACACAGCUUUUCUUCAUCCACUUCUUCGGUGGAACUGAGAUUUUCCUGCUCACCAUGAUGGCUUAUGACCGCUACGUGGCCAUCUGCAAGCCUCUCAACUAUACAACCACCAUGAACCAGCAGGUUUGUGCUGUCCUUGUGGGAAUCGCAUGGGUGGGAGGAUUUGUACAUUCCUUCGCCCAAAUCCUUCUCAUCUUCCAUUUGCCUUUCUGUGGCCCCAAUGUAAUUGACCACUACUUCUGUGACCUGCUCCCCCUGCUCAAACUUGCCUGCUCUGAUACCUUCCUUACUGGUCUGCUGAUUGUUGCUAAUGGGGGCACCUUGUCUGUGAUCAGCUUUGUGGUUCUUUUAGCCUCCUAUGUGGUCAUCUUGCUCCAUCUGAGGACUAAGAGCUCUGACGGGCGGCGCAAAGCCCUUUCCACCUGUGGAUCACACAUCACUGUGGUUAUCUUGUUCUUUGGACCCUGCAUCUUCAUCUAUCUAAGGCCUUCUACCACUCUGCCUGUAGAUAAGAUGGUGGCUGUGUUCUAUACAGUAAUAACCCCUCUACUCAACCCUGUCAUCUACUCUCUGAGAAAUGCUGAAGUGAAGAAGGCCAUGAAGAGGCUAUGGGUCAGGACAAUGAAACUAGAUGAGAAAUAG
Tupaia belangeri chinensis (Chinese tree shrew) is the source of this 930-nucleotide messenger RNA. It is a transcript of the gene OR4X2, whose product is annotated as olfactory receptor family 4 subfamily X member 2. Gene Ontology annotation, biological process: G protein-coupled receptor signaling pathway. The coding region runs from base 1 to 930 and encodes 309 amino acids. The record is from RefSeq and is a predicted model, not a curated record. Lineage: Eukaryota; Metazoa; Chordata; Mammalia; Scandentia; Tupaiidae. Gene Ontology annotation, molecular function: olfactory receptor activity; G protein-coupled receptor activity. The transcript has a single exon. Gene Ontology annotation, cellular component: membrane.